AUGAGUAGUUUCUAUGGUCUAGCAAAUAUAUUUGAGCAUGAAUCUUGUUGUGGUUCAUAUAAGUUUUUGAAUAAUAAUAAUAAUGAUAGGUUGUUGGAAGUGUUAGGUAAGAAGAAGGGAAAAAAAAUUAACGGGUUGAUAAAGGAAAGAAAUGAAAUUAUUCAAUCGAGUGUUGAGGAAGUUAUUAGAAAGAGAAAAUUUUGUACAUCAGGAACGAAUGAAAUGAUUCCUUCGAGGAAGAGGCAGAAUAAUGAUAUGGUCAUAAAUAAUAUUAAAGUUACUUUGAAAGAUGAUUUACAUGCAAAAUUUAAAAAUGCACGUAAUAUUUUUGAAUUCUUAGGAAUUACUGGAAAUUCUAAGUCAACUUUGAUUGCUGAUGGUGUCGAACAAUCCUACUUUGAUUUUCUUCUUUAUGAUUCUGAUUUUGUUUAUUAUGAUUCUGAUUUAUGUUCUGAUUGUACAGGUACUGAUGGUAUCUGUUAUUGUUGGGACAAAAAAUUCACUUUAAAGCAAUGUGGUAUUAGCUGUUUUGCUUUUAUGAAAAUGGCUAUGACUGAUGAAAUGUUUUCAGCUGAAAUAAAUAAAUUAACGAAUUCAAGUCUAUUAGAAAGAACACUAUCUUUUGUUGAAAGAAAAUCUUCCAUGAAAGAGUUAUUUAAGACAAAUCUAUCUGGAUAUUGUAAAUUUGUGACCAACGGGAAUAUUCUCGAAGUGAAUAAAUCUCUUGAUUUCAGAUUGAUUGUAUCAACUUAUAACUGGCAGUGGAAAAAGCUUAAGGAUGAAAAGUUAGAUGUCUUUUGGUAUUUCUAUGAUGGGUCAUGUCGUGAUGCUACAACAUUAUGGGACGAACCAUAUGAAGUAUAUUAUAGGAAACUUGUUCGAUCGAAAUUCAGCGAUUAUGCAAGCGUUUCAUUUAAGGCCACUGAGGAUACCAGUUUUAAAUUUUUUAAAUCACUAUUUAAUUUCAAAAAAGUUAGUGAAUGUUCAAACUAUAAUGAAAUUGAAGAUAUGAGGGAACGUUCGAAAUUUGGUAAUAUUGACUUAGAUUUGUUUGUUAUUGAUAAUAAGAAAUUUCUAUUGAUGAUACUUGGUCUCUAUUAUAAUGUUACAUCUCGAAACAUUUUGAACAACUUCUAUACCCAGUUGCCUAAUGUAAAAAUGUUCCACCAGUGGAUGAAACUACAGAGGACCUAG
Molecule: messenger RNA, 1194 nt
Organism: Vanderwaltozyma polyspora DSM 70294
Lineage: Eukaryota; Fungi; Ascomycota; Saccharomycetes; Saccharomycetales; Saccharomycetaceae
Exons: 1
Coding region: 1-1194 (397 amino acids)
Source: RefSeq, a predicted model, not a curated record